Gryllus bimaculatus (two-spotted cricket) is the source of this 564-nucleotide messenger RNA. Lineage: Eukaryota; Metazoa; Arthropoda; Insecta; Orthoptera; Gryllidae. The record is from the annotation of a GenBank genome assembly.
AUGGGGGUUGUGAACAUCGAAGAAGGACGCCUCAACUCUUGGUCGGGCGUCCUUUGUGCUGAGGAGAAAAGGGUUUCUUCUGAACAAUUGUGCUUCAGUAAAGAAAAGAUGGUGGAGGCCUUUAAAACUUGCAAAACAAAGGAGAAUAUCACUUCCGAAACUGAAAAAACAUUAUUGAACAGAGAAGUUCCCGAAACCAUGGAUGGCAAGUGUUUCCUCGCUUGUUGGUUCGAGCAGUUACAUUUGAGCGGCAAGCUGGACGUGGGCUCGUGCGACAAGGUGUGCGACGCGGUGUGCACGGCCGACAACGCGCGCGGGGAGCAGCUGCGCGCCGCCGUCGAGAAGUGCCGGCCCGAGGGAGACAAGGCAACUGGCGAGGAGAGCACCCUGCGCUGUGAGAGGGCCUACCACAUCGCCAAAUGCGUGCACAAGGAGAUCGCCAACAUUUGGGAUAAGGAUUACAAGACAGGUCCAAGCGAACCAAUGGUUUUGGUCCAGCUCCUGGCCGAAGGGCAAAUGCUUUUGGCUGACUGCAUGCCUUUGUGCUCUCUGGUAGCUCGCUGA